Pangasianodon hypophthalmus (striped catfish) is the source of this 3089-nucleotide messenger RNA. Its product is annotated as fibrinogen C domain-containing protein 1. The transcript is spliced from 7 exons. NCBI's taxonomy places the organism in Eukaryota, Metazoa, Chordata, Actinopteri, Siluriformes, Pangasiidae. The record is from RefSeq and is a predicted model, not a curated record. The coding region runs from base 721 to 2109 and encodes 462 amino acids.
GCAUAUGUGCAUCGGGCAGAACCAUGGCAGAUUGGCAGUUCUGGAAUUUGAACUCCCAUUCCGAUCAACUUCCAAUCAAUAGCCCAAAUCCUUAACCACUGAGCCACCACUUCUCACACACAAUGUUUUCAACUGGAGAUGAUUGUUGCAAAACACUGAUCUUGUGUGAAUUAUCUAUCUUGCUGAAGGUUUAAUCUGUGGCCAGGUUUUAAUCUUCAGGCAGAGGUAACAAAGUUUUAGGCUAAAAUAGCUUGAUACAUAUCAACCAGUCUCUGGAGACUCUGGACCAAGAAAAUAAAAUAAAAAUCUGUAUAUUUGGUUUGUACUUCAAUCCAGCUGUUGGAUCAUUUGAUCUCCCACACAUCCACUUGCCUUGUCCGCAAGAUUCAACCCAUUAACCAGAUUCAGGAACAUGUGUGCUAAAAGUGCAAAAAAUCCAUCAGUGCUUUGCUUCUUGAGCCGAGAUUCAUGGUUAUCUAAUCCUAAAGGCUGUAGCACGUAUCCUGUUGAAUGAGUCGUAGGCGAAACUGAGCUCCCUGUCUGGCCUGUAAUAUAAUGAGGAAGCCACAGUGAGGUCUGCAGCUUGUGUAGUUGGCAGGUGGAUCGGUGUUUUGAUUUUAUUUCUGGCCUCCUCUCAGUUAUAUGAGAAGCCGAGGGAUUCAGCGCUGGUCCAGCCAUCACACAGAUCAGCUGGAGCCUUUAUCUAUAUAAAAAUGAAACAUGUUGGACAUAUUGCAGUGGAUUAUCUGUUUUUCUUUGGAAGAUGUAACUAACAGAUUGCAAUGUAGGACGAGCUGUAGUUACCUCCUGUGCACCAUUCUCCUCUUUGUUGCUGUGCUACUAGCCGUUACAGUAACAGGCACAAUCCUCUUAAUGAACCACUCCCAGGCACCCUCAGGCCCCGAUGCUCCACCCCUCAUCACUACCAAUCAAGACGAAGGCAAUGCCCUGGUGACGGUGGAGAGAGGAGAUGGCUCCCGCAUUAACAUCUUCAUUGACCCCAACUGCCCUGACUACAACAGCAACUUCCUGCGACUGGAGGGGUUACAGACGUCACUGCUGCACUCGCUCAGCCACCAUGACACAGACCUGAAGUCAGUGAAGGGACAGGAGCGCGCACUGCUUGUCCAGUUGGCUGAGGAAAUUGCCAAGCUGUCAGCCCAUGGUAGCCAGCUGAAGGCAGAGUACAGUGCGCUGAGGCAGGGCCAGAGCAGCAUCAGCCAGGAGAUCAACAUGCUGCAGACUGAGCAGGCCAGGCUCAUCCAGCUGUUGUCCGAGAGCCAAAGUAACAUGAUGAAGGUCGUGAACACGGUGAGUGACGUGUUCGACUCCAUGCAGAAGGAACCUGGCAGCAUGAAGGUGUUCCUGAAGGCAGACUUGCAGAGGGCUCCAGUACGCAGCGGUGUCCGGCCCAGGGGCUGCUCCAGCGGAGAGGGCCGACCAAGAGACUGCAGUGAUAUUUAUGCUAGUGGACAGCAUGAAGACGGGAUCUACUCCAUCUUUCCCAUACACUUCCCCUCAGGCUUCCAGGUUUACUGUGACAUGAGCACUGAGGGAGGUGGCUGGACGGUGUUCCAGCGCAGAGAAGACGGCUCUGUAAACUUCUACAGGGACUGGGCCGCGUAUCAAGAGGGAUUUGGCAAGAUUACAGGAGAACACUGGCUUGGUCUGAAGCGGAUUCAUGCUCUGACCAUUCAGGCUAAUUAUGAGUUGAGGAUUGACCUGGAGGACUUUGAGAACAGCACUUCCUUCGCACAGUAUGGAUCCUUUGGCGUGGGAUUGUUCUCCGUUGACCCAGAUGAGGACGGCUACCCGUUGAGCAUAGCGGACUACUCAGGAACCGCUGGUGACUCAUUGCUCAAACACAACAGCAUGAAGUUCACUACAAAGGACAAGGACAACGAUCACUCGGAGAACAACUGUGCCUCCUUCUACCACGGAGCCUGGUGGUACCGGAACUGCCACAUGUCCAACCUGAAUGGACAGUACCUGCGUGGCCAGCACUCGUCCUACGCCGACGGCAUCGAGUGGUACUCCUGGACUGGUUUGCAGUACUCCCUAAAAUUCACGGAGAUGAAAAUCAGGCCUACAUGUGAGCAAAACGAAUGAGUGAAGCACAAGAGGAUCUUCAGCAUGUAGGUGUUAGAGACACUAGCUACAGAAAUGAGCGAGGACUGUAUGAUGAUGUAUUCUCCUCCUGUUUUGUGUGGUUCUGUUUCCAAACCCUUUUUCCAUCGUCCACCAUUCCAGUCAUAGUGUAGUGUUAGUGAUGAAACGCACUCUAGCUGGUUACUUCUCUUCUGAAUAUUAUGAAACCAUGAAGUCAGUUAUGUCUUAAGGUUAUUGUUGAUGAAAUGUAAAAAAAAAAAAAGGCUUCCUGUGUAAUUUAGUAAGGAUUUGUCUGGACUUUUGUUUUAAAAAGCAAAUGAUUACCCCUGUUCUCGGAAAGAUUUAAGCUGUUUUAUGUACAGAAGAUGGUUUUUAUCGUUUUAUUCUGGCAUCAAGCUUUGUUAAGUCCUGAAAGCUGAGUAUUUCAGCCACUUGAGCCUGCAGGAAAGCAGAGAAAAAAAACUACUCUUCUAGCACUUCAAUGGCACCAUGCAGCAAAAUGCACAAUUACCGAGAGGCUAUUAUAAAUGGAGCAGAGAUACCGAAUCCCUGUUCGUAAAGAGCUUGUCAUAUCAUGUUGUUCAGUAAUUAAUCACAAUGAGCCAGAGGGACAAGGAGUGGGAGGAAUUAUUGCAUUAAUGGAAACCUUAUUAUAAUAACAAGCUCGCUUCUGAUUGGAAGUGCACUCCAUAUACAUGGAGUACUCUGGAGUAGAUUACAGCGAUUAGUCCUUGCUGAUGAUCAUGUGCAGUUUAGUAAAGGAAUGUCUUAAUUACAUCUACAUCUUUUAUAUAUAUUACCUUCCAUUUGCCAGGUCACUGAAAAGCAAUUAAUUUUGUUCUGGGAUUGUAAAUCUAGAGCUCAAGCCUUCUAUAUACACUCUAUGGCCAGAAGUUUGUGGACACCGGACCAUCUCACCUAUAUGUGGUUCUUCCCCAAACUAUUGCCACAAAGUUGGAAUCACUUGUAUAGAAUGUCUU